Molecule: messenger RNA, 1310 nt
Organism: Acanthocheilonema viteae
Lineage: Eukaryota; Metazoa; Nematoda; Chromadorea; Rhabditida; Onchocercidae
Source: the annotation of a GenBank genome assembly
AUGGCAAACAUGGAAAAAUCGCAUGAGUCAAAUAAUGUCAUUAAUUUGCCGGGGCCAAGUAACGUAAAUUGCAAUACAUGGAAUCGUGAUGUCGGAUAUACAAGUACGAUAGAUACAGGGUCUCAACCACCUGAGUACCAUCAAAUUGUACCUACUCUUCGUUCAAAUGUUGAACAAAUGCGGAAAUGUAUUUCUAUCGACUUAUUAUCGGCAAGUCAAAGAGAAGCUAAUUUCUUGCGAAUGAUCGAUCGGAAAGCUCCAAUACUUUAUCAACAAAGUGUCAUCGAAAAUGCUGUCCGACGCUACGAAUGUUUUUGGCUUCCAAUGCAGGCAGCCCAGCCAGAUGUGAGAAAUAUACCGCCAUUAGAUGUUCAUUGGGUAUGGCAUUGUCAUAUGCUUAGUCCAAUACAUUAUCAACAGGAUUGUGAAACGAUAUGUGGAACAAUGAUUGAUCAUAAAUUACUUAGUUCGGAUGAAAUUCAACAACGAUAUGAACAGUCUGUUAGUAUUUGGCAAAGUUUUUGCGGUGAUGAACCUUAUGAUUUUUUGAGUUCCAAAAUGAACAACCAUCAAUCAUAUCAGUCACGAUCAUCGUAUGAUAUUGCCGCCGCUGCACAACGGCAACGUAAUUUUAAUUAUCAGAUCUCAUUGCCACACUAUACGUCACCAAAAUUUAUUAGCGACGCUGUAGAACGAUACCUCAAUUUUCUGUUAUUGAAACAAACUUACACAGAUCAAUUUUUAACGCCUUGCUAUGAUUUUGAUAUUGUGUGGCAUACACAUCAGGUCCAUCCACAUUCUUACCUGCGUGAUUGUACAGCAAUUUUUGGUUGGUUAAUGAAACAUGAUGAUACAGUGAAUGAUCGUAAUAAGAAUAGUAAGUUACUCAAAGGUGAAGCGAUGACAAAGAGGCUUUGGGCUGCGCAUUUUCAAACUGGAUUUUGGCGCAGAGGUUCAAUGUACAGAGGACAUCCAGCGCCAUCUUUUUUGGGUUUUGAAGCGCAAGAUUUGAGUAGUAUUACUUAUGGCCAGGUGCACAUACCAUCAAUCACUCUUCGUGAAAUUCCAUUACAACGAGAACAAGUCCGCUUGAAAUUGCUGUACGGAAAUAAAAAAGUUACAACAUUCAAUGCAGAUCUCACCUCGAAACAGGUGACAAAAUCUGGCUUCUCAUUGGUCUGGCAACCAACCGAGAAUUCUGCAAGCCCAUCAGUUGUAAAAUUUCCAUUUGAACGACGCAAUCCUAAAGAAUUAUCUCUUGAAUUGGAACUCUUCGACAAGGUAUUUCUGCAAAAGAAAGAUGUAGUUAA